This is a messenger RNA of Sinocyclocheilus anshuiensis, 10914 nucleotides long. RefSeq names its product serine-rich adhesin for platelets-like. NCBI's taxonomy places the organism in Eukaryota, Metazoa, Chordata, Actinopteri, Cypriniformes, Cyprinidae. Gene Ontology annotation, molecular function: protein binding. The transcript is spliced from 42 exons. The record is from RefSeq and is a predicted model, not a curated record. The coding region runs from base 1 to 10080 and encodes 3359 amino acids.
AUGUCAUGCAUCAACUCCACAACAGCACAGACAAUUCCUGCCGCCUCGCAAAUAACAUAUUCGAAGGCAAUAUCAAGCAGCUCGAUCAGGUUUGAGUGGUCCAGUGCGCAAGGAGCCGAGAAAUACAUUUUGGUGGUGAAUGGAACUUUCCAUCCUGAGACUCAUAACCUCACUUUCACCACGCUAAGUGGACAGAUAGACAACCUCCAGCAAGCCACUUCAUACAGCUGUUACAUUUAUUCCGCCAAUUCUGCAGGACUUGGCUCCAAGAGCCUUGUUAAAACCAUCAGAACGUUGGUGCAGCCACCAAAUAACGUGGCCGUAAGAGAGUUAACGCAGAGCAUGGCUCGCGUAACAUGGAACAAUGUUUCAGGAGUCCUGCUCUACCAGGUGUCAGUGAUAGCCAAUAACAAGCCGGGAUUUCCCCUGGUUCUUAAGAACGUCACUGGUACCGCAGCGAAUAUCUCAAACCUGGAGCCGUGUACAACAUACACAAUAGGAGUUGCAUCCAUCAACAUGUUCCUGGAACCAGGAGAGUUCAUCAACGUCACCUACUUAACUUCCACCAUUUCAACAGUUUCCUCCAUCUCUGUGGAGUACAGCUGUCUUACUUCUACAGCAAUGGUCAGUUGGGAUGUGGUUUUUGGUGCCACGUCGUACCAUGCCGUCAUUACAGAUGGUCAAGGCCGGUCGCUCAACUGCACUUCCACGGACACCACCUGCCAGGUCUUGAUGCUGGUCUGUGGAGAACGAUACUCUGUACGGAUCACAGCCUUCGCUAACUGUGAAAGCACUUCUGAUGGCAGCUACAUCUUCGAGACAGCACCCUGCCAACCCAAAGCACUAAAGCUGUACCGUGAGUGUUCCACUAACGUCAUCUUGUUCUCGUGGGAUUCCACCAACAACACGGCUUAUUACUUCGCCAUAGCUGUGGACUCGGACCAACUGGUAACUGAAUGCCUCACUGUGGACACCUCCUGUUAUUUCACCGACACCGUCUGUGGUCAAACCUACAGCUUCUAUGUCAGAUCCAUCUACUCCGGAGGACUAGACUGCAACAGUGGAUACACAGACGGUGUGGUGAUCAAAACAGCCCCAUGUUUACCGCAGAACAUCUACACAAUAGCAAACUGUAAUAGCAUCAGCAGUGCCGUCAUUACUUGGGAUGAGGCCACAGGAGCCGAGACCUACAUUGUGGAGGCCCGCGGUAAUCGUAAAGAUUUCUACAACUGUACGUCUGCAAACACAAGCUGCACGCUAACAGAUCUGGAUUGCGGAGAGAGCCUGAGCGUGUGGAUUGUUGCCACAAAUGGUGAAUGUACUACUGAUCCUGUGCUGGGAGAGGUGGCAGAGACAGUUCCCUGCAUACCUCAGAACGUGUCCGCUGUGAAGACUUGUAGUUCAGAAUCUGCCUCUCUCACAUGGGACAAUGCCAACGGUGCCAUCUUCUACAUUGGAUCGGCAAAGCAUAUAGAUGGUACAAUUCACACCUGCGCUGCCAUGGCGGCAGAGUGCACAUUCCCAAACCUGAGAUGCGGCGAGAUGUAUGAUUACUGUAUAUGUACACUUUUUAUAUAUAACCUAUUUUUUCAUAUAACUUCCUCUUCUCUAGCUCCCUGCAUUCCCACAAAUGUUGCUGCCGCUCUAAACUGUACAUCCAACAUUGCUUCCAUCACCUGGCACAGUGCACUUGGUGCCACUUGGUACUUGGUAAAGGCGGAAAGCAGCCAAGGGUACAAGACGUCCUGCAACAACACUGUUACACACUGUGAUAUCCCAAACCUGCAGUGUGGCCAGGAAUAUUCCAUCACAGUCAUGGGCAUGAAUGGUGUCUGCAUGGGCCCGGCUAGCCUGCCUUUCACUCUCGUCUCAGCACCAUGCCACAACACUGGCAUUCAAGCCAGUCUGGACUGCCGCACCAACUCAGCACUCAUUUCUUGGACACCAGGCAAUGGUUCGCUAAGUUUCAAUGCAAUACUGCAGUCUUUCCAGGACCCCCAAAAGCACAACUGCUUCACCAACGGCUCCUCCUGCAGCAUCAGUUCACUGCCGUGUGGUCAGCACUAUAACAUCAGUGUUACAGGAUACGGCCGGACCUGUUCAACCUCUUCUAAAACCUUGGUCACUCUAGACACGGCUCCAUGUGUUCCCACUCAAGUCAAUGUGUCAUUAUCCUGUGGGUCGGACACUGCAUCUGUUUCCUGGGCAGCAUCUAGUGGCCUUGUUUCAUACUAUACAGUAACAGCAGUAGAUGAUAAUGGACAAACGCUAACCUGCAACUCCAGCAGCACUUCCUGUGACAUCAGCGGCCUGCUGUGUGGUCAGGUGUACAAUGUGUCAGUCACAGCUAUGAGUGUGGACUGCACUGGGCAACGUAGUGAAGUGCGUCGCAUCAAUACUGCACCCUGUGCUCCUCAGUCUGUGGUCAGUCAGCUCUUAGACUGUCGAACAGGUGAUGUUCAAAUUAGCUGGCAGUCGAGUAAAGGGGCGCAAAUCUACUAUGCUCAAGCAAAAUCCACUGACAAGACUCUGGUGUGUAACUCCACCUCCAAGUCCUGCAUAAUCCCUGCAAUUGGCUGUGGGCAGACGUACAAUAUCACUGUGGUUGCAGAAGCCAACGGCUGUAGCUCCAACGCCAGUGUGACCAGUCAGGUCACGGCAGCCCCAUGCCCUCCACUGAAUAUCCAGUCCAUAAUGAACUGUGACAGCAACACAACAAGUGUGUCCUGGUCCAGUGGCAAUGGAGCUCUGUCCUUUAUGAUGGCAAUGGAAUGCUCUAAUGGACAGAGGUACAUCUGCAGGACCAAUGAAACAGGAUGUGACAUCACUAACAUGGCAUGCGGACAAACAUGCACAGUUAAGGUAGUGGCAGAGGGACGUUCCUGCAACAGCUCUGAAGGGACUGGAUCACCUGUCAUAACAGGUCCUUGUGUACCACAAAACGUGUUGGCCAGUGUAAGCUGUAGCAGCAACAUAGCAAGUGUAACCUGGGGGAGCAGUCGAGGGGCGGAGCUUUACACAGUGACAGCCAGCAGUGCUAAUGGCCUUUCAGCUAACUGCACCUCAACAUCCACUUCCUGUGACCUGUUAACUUUGACCUGCGGACAGUCUUACACGAUCACAGUGAAGGCAAAAGGCAGCAACUGCAGCAGUGGGAACAGUGCGCCUGUUCAAGUUCAAGCAGUGCCCUGCACCCCAAGUAAUGUCCUGCCCACCGUGGAUUGUGUCACAAAUGCUUUAGUGGUAUCAUGGACACCUGGUGCAGGAGGACAGUAUUACACGGCCACCUUGCAGGACAGCAAUGGACUGUCCACCACCUGCCAGUCUACGGGCUCACAGUGUAAUGUGACGGGGCUCAGGUGUGGUCAGCUGUACCACGUCAAUGUGACGGCGUCAGAUGAUCUGUGUAGCAGUCCUCCCAGUGCUACUGUGAACACUAACUCAGCUCCAUGUGCUCCAGUCAGUGUGGGGGUCACUAGAGACUGUGCAUCGAACAACGUGAUAGUAAGCUGGCAGGCCCUUCAGGAUGGGAGUCUGUACACAGCAGUACUGCAGGAUGAACAUGGACCCACAGUUAAUUGCAGCACCAGCUCUAACAACUGCACAUUCGCAGACCUGCUCUGUGGAAUGAACUACAACGUCACAGUCACAAGGAAUGAUGGUCAAUGCAGGAGUCUGCCAUCCACACCCAUUCAGAUACAGUCAGCUCCCUGUGACCCUCAAAACAUCACAACUGUGCUCCAGUGUGACACCAACACGGCCAACGUGACAUGGGCUGCCAGCGCAGGAGCUAAUGGGUACACAGCAAUGGCAACAGACGGGCAGCAGCAACGCUUAGCUUCUUGUCACUCUAUGGGAACCUCCUGUCAGCUGACCUCUCUGCCGUGUGGGAUGAGACUAAAUGUGACUGUCCAAGCUGAUGACACCACCUGCAACAGCAGCUCUCAACCUAAAGCUGUGGUGGUAACAGCUCCCUGCAUUCCCACAAAUGUUGCUGCCGCUCUAAACUGUACAUCCAACAUUGCUUCCAUCACCUGGCACAGUGCACUUGGUGCCACUUGGUACUUGGUAAAGGCGGAAAGCAGCCAAGGGUACAAGACGUCCUGCAACAACACUGUUACACACUGUGAUAUCCCAAACCUGCAGUGUGGCCAGGAAUAUUCCAUCACAGUCAUGGGCAUGAAUGGUGUCUGCAUGGGCCCGGCUAGCCUGCCUUUCACUCUCGUCUCAGCACCAUGCCACAACACUGGCAUUCAAGCCAGUCUGGACUGCCGCACCAACUCAGCACUCAUUUCUUGGACACCAGGCAAUGGUUCGCUAAGUUUCAAUGCAAUACUGCAGUCUUUCCAGGACCCCCAAAAGCACAACUGCUUCACCAACGGCUCCUCCUGCAGCAUCAGUUCACUGCCGUGUGGUCAGCACUAUAACAUCAGUGUUACAGGAUACGGCCGGACCUGUUCAACCUCUUCUAAAACCUUGGUCACUCUAGACACGGCUCCAUGUGUUCCCACUCAAGUCAAUGUGUCAUUAUCCUGUGGGUCGGACACUGCAUCUGUUUCCUGGGCAGCAUCUAGUGGCCUUGUUUCAUACUAUACAGUAACAGCAGUAGAUGAUAAUGGACAAACGCUAACCUGCAACUCCAGCAGCACUUCCUGUGACAUCAGCGGCCUGCUGUGUGGUCAGGUGUACAAUGUGUCAGUCACAGCUAUGAGUGUGGACUGCACUGGGCAACGUAGUGAAGUGCGUCGCAUCAAUACUGCACCCUGUGCUCCUCAGUCUGUGGUCAGUCAGCUCUUAGACUGUCGAACAGGUGAUGUUCAAAUUAGCUGGCAGUCGAGUAAAGGGGCGCAAAUCUACUAUGCUCAAGCAAAAUCCACUGACAAGACUCUGGUGUGUAACUCCACCUCCAAGUCCUGCAUAAUCCCUGCAAUUGGCUGUGGGCAGACGUACAAUAUCACUGUGGUUGCAGAAGCCAACGGCUGUAGCUCCAACGCCAGUGUGACCAGUCAGGUCACGGCAGCACCCUGUCCACCUACUUUUGUCACUGCGGUUUUGGACUGCUCUACUAACACGGUCUUAGUGUCGUGGAGCUCCUUGGGCAUUUCAGGGGUUCAUUACACGGCAACAGCAAUUGGCCCAUUGGGGCCCUCUAGUGGUGUGGAGUGUACCACGACAAACUUCAACUGCACUCUUGCCCACCUGCAAUGUGGCAGCCAAUACAAUGUCACUGUCACUGCUACCAAAAACAACUGUACUAGCAAAUCCAGCAAGGACUACUCCUUCAUUACAGCUCCAUGUGUGCCAGUUCUGAACGAUGUGGCUCUGAACUGUAGCUCAAGGUCCGCUGUGGUGAACUGGUCAGGAUUGAGUCUAGAUGCAUUAUCGGUCAGCGCAGUGAGCUCUCAGGGUGAACAGCUGGGAUGUGGUGUCUUCAACAAUGGUUCAUGUGUGGUGGAAGGACUGCAGUGUGGACAGACGUAUACGUUCAGUGCGAAUACAACGCAAGGCCAGUGCACCAGUGCUGCUAGUAACACACUGCAGAGGGAGACAGCCCCAUGCCCUCCACUGAAUAUCCAGUCCAUAAUGAACUGUGACAGCAACACAGCAAGUGUGUCCUGGUCCAGUGGCAAUGGAGCUCUGUCCUUUAUGAUGGCAAUGGAAUGCUCUAAUGGACAGAGGUACAUCUGCAGGACCAAUGAAACAUGUCCUUGUGUACCACAAAAUGUGUUGGCCAGUGUAAGCUGUAGCAGCAACAUAGCAAGUGUAACCUGGGGGAGCAGUCAAGGGGCGGAGCUUUACACAGUGACAGCCAGCAGUGCUAAUGGCCUUUCAGCUAACUGCACCUCAACAUCCACUUCCUGUGACCUGUUAAGUCCUUGUGUACCACAAAAUGUGUUGGCCAGUGUAAGCUGUAGCAGCAACAUAGCAAGUGUAACCUGGGGGAGCAGUCAAGGGGCGGAGCUUUACACAGUGACAGCCAGCAGUGCUAAUGGCCUUUCAGCUAACUGCACCUCAACAUCCACUUCCUGUGACCUGUUAACUUUGACCUGCGGACAGUCUUACACGAUCACAGUGAAGGCAAAAGGCAGCAACUGCAGCAGUGGGAACAGUGCGCCUGUUCAAGUUCAAGCAGUGCCCUGCACCCCAAGUAAUGUCCUGCCCACCGUGGAUUGUGUCACAAAUGCUUUAGUGGUAUCAUGGACACCUGGUGCAGGAGGACAGUAUUACACGGCCACCUUGCAGGACAGCAAUGGACUGUCCACCACCUGCCAGUCUACGGGCUCACAGUGUAAUGUGACGGGGCUCAGGUGUGGUCAGCUGUACCACGUCAAUGUGACGGCGUCAGAUGAUCUGUGUAGCAGUCCUCCCAGUGCUACUGUGAGCACUAACUCAGGUCCGUGUGUUCCUCAGCAUCUGACAGUGCAGUACAGUCCUUCCACCGCUCUGCUCUCCUGGGAUGUCACUAAAGGUGGUGCCAACUUCACAGCAGAGGCUGUGACCCUCGAGGGCCUGAUGGUGACCUGUGAGACCUCUAACACGAGCUGCACCUUCCCAGACCUGGGUUGUGGUCAGAUCUACAACGUCAGUGUGACGGCUCACAACAGUGUCUGCAGUGACACUGUGGCCUCUGAUCCUAUCAAGACAGAACCCUGUCCUCCUCAGAAUGUCAAAGCUAGCCUAAACUGCGCCACCCACAGUGCUACUGUUUCCUGGGAGCCUAGCCAUUUGGCAGUGGGAUACGCUGCAUUCCUGGAAGGCAGAAAUGGUCAUUCCACUUCCUGUCGGACAAAUCAUACAUACUGCAGUUUAUUUGAUCUCACCUGUGGAACAGUGUACUAUGUCAGAGUCCGUGCCAUCGGUGAGGUGUUCAACAGCUCUGACAGCAUAGGGGUCAACAUGACAUCAGCACCAUGUCUGUCCACCAGUGUGUCUGCUCUGGUGGACUGUGCUACAGAUUCAGUUCUAGUGUCCUGGAGUUCCAUUGCUGGGGCGGAGAAUUACUCCGUGACCGCUUUGGGGUCAGAAGGUCAAACAGUCUCCUGCUCAACCAGUCAGAACCACUGUAACAUCUCCUCCCUGCAGUGUGAUCAGCAAUUUAACCUCACCUUCGCCUCUACAAACCAGCAGUGCCAAAUGACCUCCACCACCAAUGUCACGUUUCAGUCCAUUCCAUGUGUUCCUCAGAAUGUGGUGUCUGAGCUGGACUGUUCGUUUAACUUUAUAACUAUAAGGUGGAACAUUAGCCAUGGGGCGGCGUCUUACCUUGUGGUUGCCAAUGGACCUGAGGGUCCAGUGACUGCCUGUAACACAACUGCACAGCAGUGCAGACUGCAAACACUGCAUUGCAGCUCCUCGUACAAUGUCAGCGUCAUUGCAGUCAACCAGCAAUGCAACACAUCAGGAAGUUCCAUCUUACGAAUAAACACCGUGCCGUGUGUACCUAGUCAUGUGCAGGGCAGUGUAAACUGUACGACUGGAGAUCUAUCUGUAUCCUGGGACCCAAGCAUGGGGGCCAUUUCCUAUGCUGCGGUUGCUCAGACUAGUGGUGGCUACGCUUCAGUGUGCAACAGCACCGGAACAGCAUGUGUCUUCUCAGAUCUGCUCUGUGGGAUGAACUAUAGUCUAGCUGUCAGCGCCACUGACGGGACAUGCAACACUGCACAGAGUCAACCAGUUGUGCUGAGUACAGUGUCCUGUAAGCCACAGAAUGCUAGCGCCCAGCUCAACUGUGACACCAACUCUGCAGUUGUAAGUUGGGAGCUCAGUGAUAACAUUAAGCGUCACACAGUCCAGGCUACUGGUUCUGAUGGACAUCGCAUCGACUGCUCCAGCUCCGACCACAGUUGUACAUUAUCUGGCAUACACUGUGGCCAGAGCUAUAACAUUACCGUCACUGCCUUGGAUGGAGUAUGUGACAAUAGCAACAUGCACCUCUUUCUGCAGUCAGCUCCAUGUGCACCUAGCAAUGUUCAGACGUCUUUGCAUUGCGACAUCAGCAAUGGUGGUGUUGUGUCUGUGUCGUGGGUGCAAGCAAACGGGGCGGAGUCUUACACGGCUGUGGCUGAGUCUAACAAUGGUUAUUCCUACUCUUGUAACACCACCGCUGCCUCCUGUGAUCUACAGGAACUGCAGUGUGGUCAGAUUUAUAAUGUGUCUGUCUACUCACUGGCUCAUGGCUGUGGGAGAGUGAAGAGCACUACGUCUCAGGUGCAGACAGCUCCAUGUCCCCCUCAGAACGUAUCUGCCAUUGUGCAGUGUGAUUUAGGGUCUGUGCUGGUGAGUUGGAACCCAGCAGUGGAUGCCAGCCAGUUCAGAGUUGAACUGGAGUCCGAGAGCACCGGUACGAUCUCCUCCUGUAACAGCACAAACACACAGUGCUCCAUCGCCCAUCUGCCCUGUGGAGAGAGAUUCAACCUCAGUGUGGUGGCACUGAGAGGCAGCUGUCAGAGUCAACCAAUCAGUGACCUUUCCAUCUCCUCAGCUCCAUGUAUCCCACAGGGGGUCACCGGUACUGUGGACUGUGUUACUAACUCUGCAUGGAUAUCAUGGAAUGUAGAUAAUGGUACAGAAUCUUACACAGUGCUGGCUGUAAGGGAUGACGGUCACAAUUCCACCUGUAGCAGCUCAAACUCCACCUGUAAUGUACCUGACCUGGGGUGUGGAAGGAGCUACACCUUUCACGUCACUGCCUCAAACGCUGUUUGUGUGAGCCCACCCAGCAACAGCUUUCAGCUGGAGACAGCACCUUGUGCCCUGUCAUCCAUCCUGGUGGUGGCUGAAUGCCACAGUUCUGUUAUCAUGGUACAGUGGCAGAGAGCUCGGAGUGGAAAUUCUCUCUACAUUGCCACAGCAGAGGAUCAAGACCGUUCCCUCCUUUCCUGCAAUAGCUCCGCUUCUUCAUGCAACUUUACCAAUGUGCAGUGCGACAAGGAGUACACCAUCAUUGUAGCCGCUUCGGCCAACCAAUGCAGCAGCCUCCGCAGCCCACCGUACAAGAUCAGAACUGCACCCUGUCAGCCCUCAUCAGUACAGGCCGAUGUAGACUGUCAGUUGAAGGAUGUGUUUGUGUCAUGGGACCCAUCAUACGUGGCGCAGUCGUACCUGCUUACUGUAGUCGGCAGAAAUGGAGACUUGAAGACGUGCAAUACCUCGGACAAUAACUGCACGCUAACCGAUCUGCGUUGCAGCAACACCUACUAUGUGUCCGUUUUAGCCAGUAAUGAGAACUGCACCAGCCUGCCCAGUGCUAACAUCACCUUCCAAACGGUGCUAUGUGAGCCAGCCAACUUAACUGCAAACAUACAGUGUGGGAACAGUAGUAGUGCCUCAUUGUCAUGGGUGGGGAGUACAGGGGCGGUGGUCUACACGGGACUUGCUCAGUCAGAAACCGGCACAACAGUCUACUGUGAAACCACACACACGUCCUGCACUCUGGAGGGCUUAGUGUGCGGCACUGUGUACAACUUUACAGUGCAGGCAAAGGAUGGCUUCUGCAACAGUUCCUUGAGUGAACCUCAAACUAAGGGAGCAGCUCCCUGUCCUCCAGCUGGAUUGAGGGUUGUCCCUCGUACAGUAGAGAAUGAUACUCAGAUCUUGAGGGCAUCUUGGUCUACUGUGAAUUGUCCUAAUUCUGAAUACCUCCUGGCACUCACGGGCAGCAUUCAGGGCAACAGCCAGGCACUCUUUGACCUCGCCUCCUAUUGGACAAGUCGCAGGUUCUUUGAGGUGCCCCUCCCUUGUGGCUCCUCCUACAGCGCAACCAUCAGCGCGAGGAACUCUGCCGCCACAAGCGACAAAUCUGCUGCCAUCACUGGAACCACAGUACCUUGUGCCCCUCUGAAUGUGACGUUCUCUGCAUCAUCGGUGGAAGUAGCAUGGAAACAGUCUCUAUUUGCUACAAACUACACUGUGUAUGGGGUUAAUUCUUCUGGUAGGACGAAACUCUGCAUGACCUCACAGCUGCUCUGCUCUGUCACCAAUUUCAGCGGUGGCCACAUUGUCGUAACUGCCAGCAACACUGCCGGGGAGAGUGAAGACUCAGUGCCUGUUUCAGUGACAGCAGGUCGCAGGAGGAGGUGAGACCUGGCACAAAGUGAGAAGGCCCGACCAACCCUGAGUAAAUGCUUGCAUCUCAUCGCACUCAAACUCUUGCCUCUGAGAAUUCCUGCACUUACCUAAGAAUUUGUGAAACUCUGUGAUAUUUAACUUUUGCAUGUUACAUCAAUUCUGGUUCACGGUUCUUUUUUUUUAAACAAUAUUUAAGGGUGAAAUAGAUUGACUGGGUGUAAGAUUAACUAUUUCUUUUAAAAUGUUUUCCAAAAUCUGUUGUUUCUGGCUGAAGGAUUUACUUUCAUGCAAUGCCAAAUAUUUAAAAAAAAAAAGUCUUAUAUAAAUGUAUUCCUGUUUUUGUAUACGAGUAGUUAUAUUAAAUACAAAGAGCAUUUCUCCAUGUGAUCAGUCUUAUAAAUUAUGACAUGUAAAGCACAUGUAAAAUAAAUUAACCAUAUACAAAACAGCUGCUCUUCUUAUAAAAUGAAUGUUCUUACAAGGAACUGAAAAGGGCACAGCAGUGAAAGCAAAAAAAGCACUGUAAAAGACUGUAUUUAACAUCUUUAAGUGAAUGAACUACUCAUCCCAUGAACCAACACAACUGACAACAGAAUCAAGUUGAUAAAAUAAAACUAUUGACUAUAAACAAUUUUAAUUAUAAAACAGUGCAUUUUGUUUAAUUUUUACAAUUUAUUUCAAGAUAUUAAUACUUGUACAAGCAAUUUGAGAGUAAAACUGACUACAUUAUCACAAUACUUCAUGCGAAUGGGUAGCCGCUACUUUUCUCACCUACACAGUUCUGAUCUCUCUUUAUAAUUAUGGAUAUUACUGUACUGCAAAAAAUAAAGUUGAAAUCAUACAGCA